Messenger RNA from Rotaria sp. Silwood1, 276 nucleotides. The record is from the annotation of a GenBank genome assembly. Lineage: Eukaryota; Metazoa; Rotifera; Eurotatoria; Philodinida; Philodinidae.
AUGAUCGAUUUUCAAAUAACACCUGAUCUUUCCAAACGUAAAUAUAUCUAUAAAGAUAUUGCUUUAUCAAAUAAUGAUCAAAACCAAAUAAAUUGGAAAAUCUUUCAAUGUACACAAUCAUCAUCAUCAAUGUCUUGUUUUGAUCCAUCUGUAACUAACGAUUGUAGUUAUCAUCCAUUUUAUUUUAUCAAUAAUCCAGUAUCAUUACCAGACAUACGAAUUGGUUUAUCACGACAUCAUAGUAUCAAACAAUUGCAUAAAGCAAUAAUCAAUUAG